Monopterus albus (swamp eel) is the source of this 4234-nucleotide messenger RNA. RefSeq names its product enoyl CoA hydratase domain containing 3 (gene echdc3). Bases 1466 to 2365 code for a protein of 299 amino acids. Gene Ontology annotation, molecular function: hydro-lyase activity. The record is from RefSeq and is a predicted model, not a curated record. Gene Ontology annotation, cellular component: mitochondrion. The transcript is spliced from 6 exons. NCBI's taxonomy places the organism in Eukaryota, Metazoa, Chordata, Actinopteri, Synbranchiformes, Synbranchidae.
UUGUUUUCAGUGUAACACAGGACACCGAUAAUUUACACAUCACUAUUUUCACUAGUUUUCAUUGUAUUUUACAAACUGUUCCAACUUUUUCUUAUUUGAGGUUGUAUAACUUUUCAAGAAAUUCAAACAUGGCUGUUCCUCCAAUUUGCCUUCUGUCCCCGACCGGCUGCUUGGUUCUACUAGCUCCUCGGGUUUUCGUCACAGCGUGCACACAAGUUCACCAAGCAAAGCGCAAGCUGUGGUAAACCGUCGUGGUGCGGCGCAAGCAGAGCACAGCGGUGCUGUUGUCACUUUCUGUCUGAGAACACCUAGAGGAAGACAUGUCACUCAUUGUGCACAAUUUGCAACAAGUCACUUGGUUUUGCCAUUUGUGGUGUUUGAGAAUAAAUGCACUCACUUUAUCUGAAUAGGAUUUCAGUAUCUGAAAUCUCAGUGAGUACAUUUACUGAUUUAGUAACAAAUACAAGCAAACAAGUGCACACACUGUGUGUAUUCAGAUAUGACCUGCAGAAAUUGAGCCAGGUCGUGUGUUGAAUAGACCACAACACUAUAAACAGGCCAUUUAGUUUCAUGUAGGUACCAUUCAGAGAACGAUACCAAACUAAAUCAAUCAAAUCUAAUUGAUUUAUAUAGCACUUUAAAACAACAUCCAGCUGACUAAAGUACUUGACAUGGGAAAAUAAAAGUCAAAACUAGACAUGUAUCUUAGAAAUUCGCUGUCUAUAUUUUAUAUUUCAUCACUGGGACAGUUCAGUUAAUAUCUGUAAACAGCACGCCCCUCCUUGGAAAGGAUUUUAACAGAUUUCAGAUGAACUUUCACCAGUACCUAAUGAGUAGAACAUUAUUAUAUUUAUGUUCUUCAUUUAAAAAUAGAAACACAUAAUAUGCUGUAUGUGCAUGUUGUAAAAAAAACUUGAAUAUCUUUGCAGCUCUUAUUUACCUUUGUGUCACCUAGGUGUCACAUUUGAAGUGUAACCUCCACAUCAGUUGUCUGGUCACUGAUCGGUGCAGUGAAUCCCUUCAUCUAUGUGUAAUACUGACUGUGCAAUUAGAGUCUGAAAACAGACUCAGUAAAGGUCUGACAAAGCUCCACCCCUCACAUGACUCAUGUAAUAAACUACGAAUCAAGCUUGUUGUUAUUAUUCCUCACUGAGAAGAGACACACAGAGUGAAAGACGAUAUCCUUUCCUAUGUGACCUCCUUCUACUGGAGAAGGUCGGCUACAGUUCCAACAACCCCAAUUCUACAAAAAUAUAGAACCGCCUGAAUGUCCGACUCUUUUGAAAUUCGCAAUAUUGGCGAAUAAACUGAUUUUGUGAAACUUUAAAAGAUUCAUAUCUGUAGGCUGUUUACUUUUUUGGAUUAACGCGCAACAGUGGCAUUUCCGACUUCUCUACGUCGAAUUGCGUGCCGUUGACGUCAUCGCGCCAGGAAGUGAGAGCAGGAAGGUGAAGCGGUGAGCAGGAUGAUAAAUAUGGCUCGUAGUUUGCUGUGCAGAGCUGUUGUUCUGUUUGAGCUCCGCCGGACAACAGCGCUUCUGCCCGGUACCCGGUUCUACUCCCAGACGGAGCCGGAGCCGCUGACAGUGAGACGGCAAAACGACGGAAUUAGGAGAAUAAUCCUGAACAAUCCCAAGAAGAGGAACGCUCUGUCGUUGUCCAUGCUGGAAUCACUCAGAGAGAACAUCCUAACUGAUGUCCACAGUGAUGAGCUCAGAGUUAUUAUCAUAUCAGCCAAAGGUCCGGUAUUUUCUUCUGGACAUGACCUGAAGGAGUUGACGUCAGCUCAGGGCCGAGAGCAUCACACCAAAGUGUUUCGCACCUGUGCAGAGGUAAUGACCCUGAUACAGGACAUACCUGUUCCGGUGAUUGCUAUGGUGAAUGGUGUUGCCACAGCGGCAGGAUGCCAGCUUGUUGCCAGCUGUGACAUUGCCGUGGUGACGGAGAAGUCCACCUUUGCCACUCCAGGGGUCAGCGUGGGUCUGUUCUGUUCGACGCCGGCGGUGGCCAUCGGCAGAGCUGUGCCGAGGAAGGUUGCCAUGGAGAUGCUGUUCACAGGAGCUCCCAUCUCAGCCCAUGAUGCUUUGCUGCACGGUCUGGUCAGUAAGGUGGUGCCUGAAGAGCGACUGGAGGAGGAGACGUUAGCCAUCGCCCAGCGGGUGUGUCAGGCUAGCCGACCAGUUGUAGCCCUCGGCAAGGCCAUGUUCCAAAGACAAAUGGCUCAGGGCCGAGACGCAGCAUAUGCCACUGCCUCUGAAGGGAUGGUCGACAACCUGGCUCUGAGAGAUGGACAGGAGGGAAUCCGGGCCUUCAUAGAGAAACGCAAGCCUGUGUGGAGCCAUAAAGCAGAAAAAGCCUAUGACUGAUGAGCUGUUGGAGAGAUCACGGCAAUGAUCCAGUAACUGUCCUGACUGGUGCACAUGGUUUUCAGUCACUGGUGUGGGAAAAUUAGCACCAGUCCUGAGUCAGUGUUUGGGCUACAUAAUAGUAGAGUUGUAAAUUGCCAGGACUGAAGUUUGCAUUAUUCACAUAAUCUUUGCUGGAGAUUUAAUCUUUUUUCCUGAGACUAAAGACAAGCAGACAAGUGUUCCAUAGAAGCUGCAGGGUGAAGCUGAGAAGGAAAUACAGUGUUUGCACCCAGAUGAAUCAUGGUGGCUGUGACAUAACAGAAUCAUAAAGCUGAAUAAUGCUGGUACAUGAACAGGUAGGAGUUAUUUUAAAUGUUUUAUGGAAGUAUAAAGGUCUGCAUCAUUUUCUACACACACUGACAGUUUAUGCUCUGUGAAUCCUUUCUGGUUUCCCUUGUUGUUGUUUGGAUAAACCAGACAACUGAAGAUGUCACCUUGGAGAUCUUCAACAUGUGACAUUUUAUAGACGAAACCACUAAUGAAUUUAUCAAAAGGAUCAUCAACAUUUUGUUGCUUUUUCAAAAAUGACUGAGGACCUGAAUAGCACCAAGUAAAGGAACUGAUUGACCCAGUCAGAGAGGGGACAGGAUAAUCUGUGACACACUGAUCAUGUUUGACUGUGGCGCCUCCUGCUGGUGGAAAACAGAUUUAUCAGGCACUGAGAGAAGCAGUAAAGGCAGCACCGUCAGCAAGUUUAGAGUCCACAGACCAGCUCCCACGGGUCAGCGCUGCAGAGGAGACGGUGCCUUUAGAAGCUGUGUCAGUGUGUGAGAAGACACAUCCUGGACAGGUUCAGCACCUGUCCAGGAAGUGUCACUGCAGAGAGAAGAAAACGAAGCAGCUGUCUCAGUGUUCAUUGAGCAGCUCCUCACUACAAAAAGACAAAAAUAAACCAAACUGAAAUCCCAAAGGUGGCACUGUGGCCUCACAACAAGAAGGUUCUGGGUUUGAGCCCUGUGAUAGACAAACAUCCAGUCCACGGUGGACCCCGCCUCGCGCAAUGUCAGCUGGGAUUGGCUCCAGCCCCCCGUGACCCUCUUCAGGAUAAGUGGUAUAGGUAAAAUCCAAAAGGAUGUUCCUGAACAGCUGUUUGAAAAAACAUGCUGAAGUCAAGGACAUCAGUGUUCCUUUAACCAGAGGAGCUUUUAAAAAUCUCAGAAAAGUUAUUUAUCAGGACCUGAGUAAGAGACGGGCCUGUUGAGGGGUGUUGCUGCGUGCUAUGUACACAAAGGACCCCAAACUGAAGCAAUGCAUUGCCUGAUACCUCCAUAGCCUUCUCACGAUUCUUCUUUGCUGUGUGUAAAUGCUUCACCUUAAGAAAAACAAAUAUGGUUGAUAUCAUGGAGGGGCGGCACAGCGGUGCAGUGGUAAGCACUGCUGCCUCACAGCAGGAAGAUAAUCCCCAGUAAAACGUUUGAGGACACGCUAACAUUUCAAAAGCUACUCAGUUUGCAGCUCAGCAUUUGAGAGCACUUAUCUGUAAGUGUAGUUCUGGCCAUGCAUGUGUUUGUUUCUGAGUGUGCAUUCAGGUUUUUCCACUGGGGGUUUUUUUUUUUUUGAAAGUCAGUUGUCACCAAAAGGUUAAAGUGCACAAAAGAAGAGCCAGGAGCCGGAUUCUGUCGGAGGUUUCUUCUGUAAAGGGAGUUUUUCCACCCCACUCCUCUUUAUGAUACUGUAAGGUCUGGACCUUACUAUGUAAAAUGAUUUGUGUUGUGAAUUGGCGCCAUACAAGCAAAACUUAAUUCCACUGAAUUGAAAAAGAAUUGAGUUGAUAUGGUUUUACCGUGGGUGCUCCGGUUUUCUCCUACAUUUGCUCAAAAUCAUCUA